Molecule: messenger RNA, 2674 nt
Organism: Echinops telfairi (small Madagascar hedgehog)
Lineage: Eukaryota; Metazoa; Chordata; Mammalia; Afrosoricida; Tenrecidae
Product: zinc finger protein OZF-like
Exons: 3
Coding region: 520-1992 (490 amino acids)
Biological process (GO): regulation of DNA-templated transcription
Source: RefSeq, a predicted model, not a curated record
ACCUGACACACACCUUUCCUGAUUGUAAACCAUGCAGUAUUCCUUUGUUUUGUUCCCCAAAUCGCCUCUUCACGCAUGUACAAAUUCUACAGGAAUACAAUCAAGUGUUCUGGGAUUCCCAUUCCUCUCAGGAUUAUUCAACUCCAUAGUUGAAAGCCUUGGCAGAGUCAGUGAAACACAACUUUUCUGAUAUUCUCUGUUUUCAGCCAAGAUCCAUCUGACUUCACCAAUCGUAUCCCUUGUUCCAUGUCCCAUGUUCCAUGUCCUUGUUCAUGUCCCCUGAACCUCUGGCAGCCCCUGUCAAUGUAACUGUUGUGAAAUGGUCUUCACCAUAAUCUUACUUUUUCUCUCUUCGUGUAUGAUGUUCUUUGUAUCAUCCCACAGCUCCUCUGUAAUAGGUGUUCAACGAGUCAAAUCUGUCAUUGAGAUGUUCUCGAAAUUCAGGUGGAAUAGACCCAAGUUUUUAAACAGGAUAAUAAUAGACAAGCAUCAUCUACGAAGAAUGAUUCCUGGUCCUCUAUGCUAGAAGACAUCUGUGAAUUCCAUGAUAUUGAACUACCGAACAACCAGGGAAGACAUGUGAGAGUAUAUACAGCGGAGAGCCUCUGUGAAAGUGAAGAUGAUAAAGUACAUAAAAGUGAAGAAGGUAACCAAUGUAGAAACAUUUCCAGCUUUAUUACAAAUCUUACUAGGCUCAAAAGAACAACUGCUAAAGUGAAUCCUUUUGAAUGCUUUGAGUGUGGAGAAUCCUUCAAGGAUCGUUCAUUUUUUCAACAUCAUAUCAGAUCUCAUACUGACUAUAAACGUGAUCAUUGUAAGGCAUGUGGAGAAGACUGCAGAUGUCCUUCUUACCUAAAACUUCAUGUGAGAGGGAAACUUUGUAAGGACUAUGGGAAACCUUGUCACAAUGGACAGAGGCUUUAUGAAUGUAAGAAAUGUGGGAAGGCCUUUAGUUAUCUCUCAAGCCUUACUAGACACAUAAGAAAUCAUAGUGGAGAGAAGCUUUUUCAAUGUAAGAAAUGUGGGAAAGCCUUUAGUCGUUCUUCAAUACUUGCUGCACAUAUACGAACGCACAGUGGAGAGAGGCCUUAUGAAUGUAAGGAGUGUGGGAAAGCCUUUAGUCGGUCUUCAAACCUCACUAGACAUACAAGAACUCACAGUGGAGAGAGGGCUUAUGAAUGCAAGGAAUGUGGCAAGGCCUUUAGUCUAUCCUCACACCUUACUAGACAUAUAAGAACUCACAGUGGAGAGAAACCUUAUGAAUGUAAAGAAUGUGGAAAAGCCUUUAGCAGUUCUUCAUCGCUCACUACACAUGUACGCACACACAGUGGAGAGAAGCCUUAUGAAUGUAAGGAAUGUGGGAAAGCUUUCAGUCACUCUUCAGCUCUUACUACACAUAUUAGAUCUCACAGUGGAGAGAGGCCUUAUGAAUGUAAAGAAUGUGGGAAAGCCUUUAUUUGUUCCUCAUCCCUCACUACACACAUGCGAACCCACAGUGGGGAAAAGCCUUAUGAAUGUAAGGAAUGUGGGAAAGCCUUUAGUUUUUCCUCAUCUCUCACUAUACAUAUAAGAUCUCACAGUGGAGAGAGGCCUUAUGAAUGUAAGGAAUGCGGAAAAGGCUUUAGUCGGUCCUCACACCUCAGGACCCAUAUAAGAACUCACAGCGAGGAGAGACCUUAUGACUGUAAAGAAUGUGGGAAAACCUUUAAGCAGUUUGCACAACUCACUGGACAUAAAAAGACUCACAGUGGUGGAAAGCUUUUUGAAUGCAAGAAAUGUGGGAGAGCUUUUAAUCAUUCCUCAUCCCUCACCACACAUAUAAAAACUCAUAAUACAGAGAGGCCUUAUAAGUGUAAGGAAUGUGAAAAAGCUUUUAGUUCUUCCUCAUCUCUUACAACACAUAUAAGAUCUCAGAGUAGACACAACCUUCAUUACAGUGAAUUGCUAUCAAACGUUCCUUAUAAUCCUAGUCUUAUAACUCCCACAAAAUGAUUGCAGUGGAUUAUCUAACCAAGGUACAUUGAAUUGUUGUAGUGAAUUGGUCAUUUCUGCCAUCCACCAAGUUUUCAAAAGUCCAAUCCUAGAUGUGUAAGGGGACGUCACUGAUAUCAAAAAGGCUGUCAGGGUGUAUCCUUUGGAUUCAGGAUCCUUGCACUGAGAACCCUUAGGCCCAGAAGGCAAAGCUCAGUCAUAGAGGAGAAGGAGUGUGAUACAGUGUGAAAUGACAACAGGAACAUGAGAGAAACACACAGUAGCAAAACCAGGAGACUAGCACAAGAUGACAUGGGCUUCCCAGCCUACAGAACAAGGCAACCAAGUGGGCUUGCCAACCGAAGGGUAAGAGAGGUGAGCACAUUUGGACAAGAUGGUCAUUGAUGGAGUGGGUUUCCUCAAGUACUUGGGGGAGUGUGGUUUGCCAACCCUGAAGAGCUGACUGCUUUGGGGCAAGAGACUCCUUACAGAGUGAUGUGCCUUCAGGAAUUUGUCAGCACUGUAAAGAACUAUAACACUUCCCCAAGAACGGCAGUACCUGGCGGCAGAAGGCAGCACAGUAAAAUACUGACUGGAACCCAGUGUGAGAGUAUCUCAAGUCAUUUCUGUUAGUCCAUGUUGAGUGUAUCCUUGAACUUGAACUGUAUCUGUAACUUUGCAAAUAAAACUCAUUCAUUCUGAA